Molecule: messenger RNA, 720 nt
Organism: Nematolebias whitei (Rio pearlfish)
Lineage: Eukaryota; Metazoa; Chordata; Actinopteri; Cyprinodontiformes; Rivulidae
Product: apoptosis facilitator Bcl-2-like protein 14
Exons: 6
Coding region: 73-720 (215 amino acids)
Biological process (GO): regulation of apoptotic process
Source: RefSeq, a predicted model, not a curated record
ACCUACGCCUUGACGAGGAACCUGCUCAGUCCUGCGCAGCCGAAGGACAGAUCCUACGUGGAGUUGGUAAACAUGGAGAGUCCACAGGAAGCCAGCGAGGUCCUCCAGCUGCUGGAGGACUACUGUACCAGGAGGUCUAGGUGGAGGUCGGCAGGCGCCUCACAAUGGAGAACACUGAGGAGGUCACGGAUGCCUGAGGAGCAGAACAUCUCCAGCCUGCCUGAUGUCCCACCACUCCAUUCAAUGAUGAUGAUCAAAGUACCUGUACAGCAUCCAAAACCGGCUCAGCGCAGGGUGACGGAGCGGCUGGUGGAGAUCACCGAGUCGGCGCCGAUCAGGAAGGACGAGGUGCAAACACAAGAAGAGAUCAUCCAGAAGCUCGUCCAGCUCGUGAUAAUGUUUGGAGACGAUAUCAAUGCGAAGCUCAAACAGAACCCAGUUCUAAAAGAACAACUCCAGAACCUGAACUACAAGACGUUCGAGAAGCUGACCUCCACUGUGCAGAACCUGGUGGCCCCGGCGGGUCAGGCAACAGGUCCAGACUGUCAGGUCGAGCAGCAGAAGAUCGCCUGGGCCUUCGAGGUGACGAGCAGACUGUCUGCUGUGGGGGUUGUCCACCACAGGAGGGUUUUGAACUUCGGGGCCCAGUACAUCGAACAGAACCACGCGGACUGGGUCUGGCAGCGUGGAGGCUGGGAGGAAGCGUUCGACAUCGACUGA